Molecule: messenger RNA, 2639 nt
Organism: Misgurnus anguillicaudatus (oriental weatherfish)
Lineage: Eukaryota; Metazoa; Chordata; Actinopteri; Cypriniformes; Cobitidae
Source: RefSeq, a predicted model, not a curated record
AUGGGUGAUGAGGAUCAGCUGGAGCGAGGCAAUCAAGACACAGGUUCAAUACUAAAAUUCAUCACAAAGGCCAGCAGCACCAGCACAGACCCUGCUAAUGUUGAGCCAGCUUUAGAGGACUCCAGCACAGACCCUGCUAAUGUUGAGCCAGCUUUAGAGGACUCCAGCACAGACCCUGCUAAUGUUGAGCCAGCUUUAGAGGGCCCCAGCAAAGAUUCUGGUAACGUUCACCCAGCUUUAGAGGGCCCCAGCAAAGAUUCUGGUAACGUUCACCCAGGUGAAGCAAGCACAAGCACAGAUCAUAGCCAUUUAAAAACAAGUGCACUGCCAGUAGACCCUGCAGACUGGCCUUCUGUUUUAACAGACUGUCUUAGAAUUGAGUUUGUACAAAGAGGGCCAUUCAAUCCAGGACCAAAUUUUUCUUACCCAAAAGAAAAAUCCAGAGGCUUCCAUUCAGGUCUUUGUACUAGACAGCUUUCAAAUGGGGAAAAGAUUUCCAGAAGCUGGCUUUCCUACUCUGUGAAGAACAACUCAGUGUUUUGCUUUUGCUGCAAGCUUUUUUCAUUAAAAGCUAUUAAAAUUGUUACAGAGGGUGUGAGUGAUUGGUCUAACAUCACAUCUAUUCUAACUAGUCAUGAAAGUAGCUCAGAUCAUUCCAAAAACAUGAUCAAAUGGAGAGAGCUUGAUGUCCGUUUGAAGCAAGGUCAAACGAUUGACAAAACUCAGAUGGCACUCAUGGAUGCAGAGAGGAAGAGAUGGCGAGAAGUUCUUACCUGCUUGAUUUGUAUUAUUCAGUCUCUUGCAGAAAGAAAUUUGGCAUUAAGAGGGUCAAGUGACAAACUCCACCAUCAUGAUAAUGGAAAUUUUUUGAAAGAAGUGGAACUAAUUGCAAAAUUUUACCCGGUGAUGGAAAAUCAUCUGAACAGAAUUCAAGAUGCUGAAACUCAUACUCACUACCUAGGCAAACACAUCCAGAAUGAGCUGAUACAGGUGAUUAGUGGCAAAAUCCUGGAGGCAAUAGUUGCAGAUAUCAAACAGUCAAAAUAUUUCUCCAUCAUUCUUGACUGUACAUCUGACAUCAGUCAUCUAGAGCAGAUGUCUAUUAUUCUAAGAACUGUUUCUUUGAAAGGAGAACCUGUCAUCCAGGAACACUUUCUUGGUUUCGUGGUAGUGGAGGAAACAACUGGCCUUAACCUGUCAAAUGUCAUUUUGGAUGAACUCCAUAAACUAGGUAUUCCAUUUGAAAACUGCAUAGGACAGGCAUAUGACAAUGGGGCGAACAUGAUGGGCAAACGCCAAGGUGUGCAAGCCAGGUUACUGAAGCAAAAUCCAAAAGCCUUGUGUGUACCAUGUGGGGCCCAUACCCUAAAUCUUGUGGUAUCUGAUGCUGUCAAAUCCUCAAAGGAUGCUCUUGGAUUUUUUGGAUAUGUGGAAAAGAUUUUCACCUUUUUCUCUGGCAGUACCCAGCGAUGGAGUCUUCUUAAGAAGCAUGUGAAUAUAACUGUAAAAUCAUGGAGUGACACCAGAUGGGAGAGCCGACUUCAGAGCAUUAAUGCUAUUCGAUUCCAAGCUUGUGAAGUCCGAGAGGCACUAGUUGAGGCCAGAUGUGCACUUCAUGAUCCAGUUGCAAAGGUUGAAGCUCAAGCACUUGCAGAAGAAGUGGGGUCCUACAGAUUUCUAAUUUGCUGUGUUGUCUGGUGUGACAUUUUGACUAUAAUAAAUCAAGUAAACAAGCUCCUCCAGGCCUCCACUAUGCAGCUAGACAUAGCAGUUGAUUUGAUCCAAAAAGCUGAGUCCUCCUUGAGAGAAUACAGAAAGUCUGGAUUUUCUGAUGCUCAGACUACAGCAAAAGAUCUCUGUGAACAAAUGAAUCUGGAACCAGUGUUGAAAGAAAAAAGGCUAAGAAGCACAAAAAAGCACUUCAGUUAUGAGGCAUCAGAUGAACCCAUAAGUGAUGCUCUAAAGAAUCUUGAGGUACACUUUUUUAAUGUGACUGUUGAUUCUGCCCUGAUGUCUAUUGGAGAGAGGUUCAAGGCUACUUCCCAAGUAAUGAGCAGAUAUGGUAUACUGCUAAACUUUUCAGGGGCAUCUGAGUUGUCAAAAGAUGAUCUGAGAAGACACUGCAUGGAAGUGGAGAAAACUCUUACUAUCAAUCAGCAAAGUGAUAUCAGUGGUGAAGAAAUGAUGCACGAAAUUCAAAAUCUGCCUAACUUGCCUUCUCUGAAGAUGACUGCUUUUGAGCUGCUUUCUUUCCUCCAUGAGAAGAAUUUAGAGGAACUUUUCCCCAAUCUUUGGAUAUCACUUAGAGUAGCAGUCACCCUGCCUGUGACUGUUGCAUCUGCUGAGAGAAGCUUCUCCAGAUUAAAACUAAUCAAAACCUACCUCAGGUCAUCUAUGUCCCAGGAGCGAUUAAGUGGACUUUCCAUUAUAGCCAUCAAUCAUGAUGUGGGCCGACAGCUCUCCUAUGAUGACAUUAUUGAUGACUUUGCAAUGCGAAAAUGCAGAAGAGUCCAAUUCUAGUAAGCUGCAAUGUGCAUUUGUUAUAUUUGUAUUAUAGUAACUUUCAAUUUGCAUUUGUAAUGUUUAUAUAAUUUUUUAUUUUAUUGUUCUGUAAAAUUGUUGUUCAGUAUUUAAUUUAA